Molecule: messenger RNA, 3211 nt
Organism: Spea bombifrons (plains spadefoot toad)
Lineage: Eukaryota; Metazoa; Chordata; Amphibia; Anura; Pelobatidae
Gene: MGAT4B
Product: alpha-1,3-mannosyl-glycoprotein 4-beta-N-acetylglucosaminyltransferase B
Exons: 15
Coding region: 236-1876 (546 amino acids)
Biological process (GO): protein N-linked glycosylation
Cellular component (GO): endoplasmic reticulum-Golgi intermediate compartment; endoplasmic reticulum; Golgi stack
Molecular function (GO): acetylglucosaminyltransferase activity
Source: RefSeq, a predicted model, not a curated record
CCCCAGUCUCUCGGGUGCGCGCCUCUGUGCGCUUUCCGAAGGUCCCGAGGCCGUGUGUAGUUCGCUGUGUGUGUUUGUAUCUCAAUUUACCGGCAGCCGUCGUUACCACAGAAGCAGCGGAUACAGGAGGAAUUAAACCCGGAAACCUUCAACCCCCCCCCUCCUCUACCUUCCUACCCCCUGUCCCGGACAUGCAGCCGCCCCCGCCGAGGCUGAGGAGCCCCAGGAGGUGGAGAUGAGGCUCCGCAAUGGCACUUUCCUGACUCUGCUCGCUUUCUGCUUCUGCAUCUUCCUAUCCCUGUCCUGGUACACGGCUUUCAGCGGGCAGAAAGGGGAUGUGGUGGAUGUGUACCAGCGGGAGUUCCUGGGCCUCAAGGAUCGGCUGCAUGCGGCAGAGCAGGAGAACCUGAAACGCUCCAAAGAACUGAACCUUGUAUUGGAUGAAAUAAAAAGGGCCAUAUCCGAAAAACAAGCCUUACGAGAUAUCAACCGAACGUGGAGCAGCCUGUCUGAUGAAACAAAGCUAAAGCUGUGGAAUAUCACAAAUAAGAAUGUGUUGCAUUUGCCUACUAUCUUCCAUCACUUGCCACACCUGCUGGCCAAGGAGAAUAGCCUGCAGCCGGCUGUGCACGUGGGCCAGGGUCGGACUGGAGUGUCUAUAGUGAUGGGGAUCCCCAGCGUGAAGCGGGAAGUUCACUCCUAUUUGACGGACACCCUAAGCUCGCUGAUUUCCGAGCUCAAUCAGCAGGAGAAGGAUGACUGCGUGAUCGUAGUGCUAAUAGCUGAGACCGAUGCUCAGUAUGCAACGUCGGUGGCAGAAAACAUCAAAACCACGUUCCCGGUUGAAAUACAGUCUGGCCUUCUGGAAGUUAUCUCUCCAUCACCCAAUUUUUAUCCUGAUUUUUCACGACUUAGGGAAUCUUUUGGUGAUCCUAGAGAGCGUGUCAGAUGGAGGACAAAACAGAAUCUAGAUUAUUGCUUCUUAAUGAUGUACGCGCAGUCUAAGGGCACAUACUAUGUUCAGCUGGAAGACGAUAUUGUCGCCAAACCUAACUAUCUCAGCACCAUGAAGAACUUUGCCCUCCAGCAGCCCUCUGAGGAGUGGAUGAUUCUGGAAUUUUCCCAGCUCGGCUUUAUCGGAAAGCUCUUCAAGUCUCUGGACCUCAGUCUGAUUGUCGAGUUCAUCCUUAUGUUCUACAAGGACAAACCCAUCGACUGGCUGCUGGAUCAUGUCCUGUGGGUAAAAGUCUGCAACCCGGAGAAAGACGCUAAACACUGCGAUCGUCAAAAAGCUAAUCUGAGGAUCCGCUUCAAACCGUCACUCUUUCAGCAUGUGGGGACCCACUCCUCUUUGGCAGGAAAAAUACAGAAAUUAAAAGACAAAGAUUUUGGGAAGCAAGCACUGCGCAAAGAGCAUGUCAACCCUGCUGCAGAGGUCAGUACCAGCCUGAAAACCUACCAGCACUUCACCUUGGAGAAGGCUUAUCUGCGAGAGGACUUCUUCUGGGCCUUUACACCAACCGCUGGGGACUUUGUUCGCUUCAGGUUCUUUAAGCCUUUAAGGGUAGAAAGGUACUUUUUCCGAAGCGGUAACAUCGAGCACCCCGAGGAUAAGCUGUACAACACCACGGUAGAGAUCCUGCCUUUCGACAGCCUGCAGUCUGAUAAAGAAGCUCUACAAGAAGGGAGAGGAAAGCCUUCCAAAUAUCACCGCACGCCAGACGGAUACCUUCAGAUAGGAUCCUUUACUAAAGGUAUUGCAGAAGGUGAAGUAGAUCCUUCGUUUGGGCCACUUGAGGCACUGCGGCUGUCUAUCCAGACAGAUUCUCCCGUUUGGGUCAUCUUGAGUGAGAUAUUUAUUAAAAAAGCAGACUGAGUUCUUUUGGACCAACAAAAUGCCAGAAAAGUGGACUUUGCAACUUCCCGUGCUGCCCCGUAACACGGCUCUCCUGCCAGCACUGCUAUGACAGGAAAGUCCUUCAAGAGCAGGGGUGGGACAGAAGCAGAGACACUUGGCGCCAAUUCCCAUGUGAAGCAGCUGGGGACGGACAAGAAGCUGCUCCAACCACACAGGGGUCUCCAAAUGCAUUGUUACAGAUGCAGGCGGUUCGGCCUACAACGGGACAUCCACCCUCCAACCGGUUUUAGAUGGGGUGACAUUUCUUGGUGCCCUGAUUGGCCUCUCCUCCUUCUCUGCCAUGGCCCUCCUUAACCCACCACAUGAAAGUCUGAGGCAUUUAUUGCCAUGGAAAGCACAAUAAAAGUGGACGCCAAAGCGUUGCUUUCUGCAUUGGAUACACAGGGCAGGACUAUUCUCAUGAGUCGCUAGAGGACCGGGGCAGCAGGACACUAUUACCACUGAUUUUCUGUCACCUUAACUUCUGCAGUACUGCUAAGUACUGAAGCAGUUAAAUGCCUUUUUUUAUGUGAGCAAAGUAACUUUCCUUUUAUGUUUCUUUUACGAGUGAUACUUUCCUGUACUACUUUUAAGAUUCUUACAUGCUAUAGCAAUGCAGAUGUUAUGUGUAAUGGCUGGAUUUGUUUUUCUUUCACUAGUCCUCUUUAACCUUGCAGGGGUUACAAAAUAAAUCAAUGUACUACUGCCCUGUAAGAGCACGAGGAAACCACCCACCAACUAUCUGUCUUUUAAAGGAAGGACAGACGGCGUUGUCAGUCUGUGUAGAGACCUCUAAGGUAAAAAUCUUUAUAGAGGCAAUCAAAAACAGGCUUCUUUGGCAGGGAUAGGGUUAAAAAAAAAAAAAGCCCAUUCACCUGGAGGUUCCUUCACUGUAUACAGAUGUGUUGGAGCACACCAGCUCUUUAUCUACUACAUUUCCCAUAAUCCUCUUGUCAGUCAUAGCUUGCAGAGAAUUGUGGGCGUUGUAGCCAUUGACCAACAACCAGUGCCUCGCAGGUUGUCCCAUUUCUUAAAAUAAUAAAAAAGUUUUUCUCUCUUUCAGAUAUGACAAAAUCAGUUUGUACGCUUUGAAUCUAUUUUCUGUAUAUGUUGAUUCAUAAUGAUAAAGAAAAUGUUGUUGGGGAAAAAUUGAGAUGAUUGCUAUUUAAGGAAAGCUGAUGCCAUACAUUUCCACUUCGGUUAUACACUGGGCUAUGUUACAAAUCAUAAUGUGUUUUGUCAUUUGUAUUUUUUAUUGAUUUCUCUAAUAGACCUAUAUGAAGAAAAUAAAAAUGUGCACUGUAAUUAUCUGGA